This is a messenger RNA of Microplitis mediator, 3710 nucleotides long. Its product is annotated as zinc finger protein 809-like. The transcript is spliced from 6 exons. Lineage: Eukaryota; Metazoa; Arthropoda; Insecta; Hymenoptera; Braconidae. Bases 60 to 1790 code for a protein of 576 amino acids. Gene Ontology annotation, molecular function: RNA polymerase II transcription regulatory region sequence-specific DNA binding; DNA-binding transcription factor activity, RNA polymerase II-specific. The record is from RefSeq and is a predicted model, not a curated record. Gene Ontology annotation, biological process: regulation of transcription by RNA polymerase II. Gene Ontology annotation, cellular component: nucleus.
GUAAAUAAUUUACGUUUUGGAGUUUAAAUAAAUUUGUAGGGUUCAAUUGAUUCAGAAAAAUGUAUAAAACGAACAGUGAUAACAUAAAUGAUGCUCAAGUCAUGAUAGAUUCAAAUUUAAAGCCACAUGAUGAAGUUACUGUUGGUGACUAUUUUCUGGAAAAAGAAAAAAUUUUCCUGGAAAAUUCUUCAAUUUCUGAAAAGAAGAAUGAGGUUUGGAGUGAUGAUUAUAUUUCAAUAAUAAAAGAAGAAGGAAUCAAUCUACUGAAGUAUUAUGUAAAAUUAAACAACUCGCCAAUGCAAUUGGUAUUAAAUUUAACAAACAGUUUAAAUUUUAUCAACAACAAAAUUCUACUUGAACAAAAUAAUAACAAUUUUUUGGCUAAUGAUCCAAAGUCAAUUACUGGUGAUUUAGUUUUUGAUAAAAUUAAACUCGAAAAAGAUUUGAAUGAAAAUGGGCAGACGACAAGUGAAGUGAGUUGCAAAGAAUCAUGUGAAAAUUUGAUCAUUAAGACCGAAGAUGACGUUACCGUUCAGGAAAAUUUGAUUAUCAAAAAUGAUUUAAAUGAAAGUAAUAGUCAGGAAAAAAAAUUACAAAUAACUGACGAAAAUUCAAAACAUCUUGAAGACAUUGAGAUUUUAAAUAGAUCUAUUUCUUCAAUGGACUUAAACUCAUCAGAUUUAUUUGAAAUUUCAAAAGACCCGCCGUUUAAUGAGCCUAUGAAUGUAGUAGACUCUGAUUUAGAUUCAAAUAAUAAAGAAAAGUCACAAGUAAAUUUAAAAAAAGUUACGGUUCCUGUUACCAAAAUUCCUGUGUCAAGUCCAGUUGUCUUGGACAGUAAAAUUUCACUUGAAGUAACUGAUGACUGCAAUGAGCAGAGUAAUUUCGUUACAACAAAUGAAAAUUUAUUGGAUGCUACUGAAUCCAAGGAGUCAGUGAAAAAAGUUUAUAAUAAAUCGACUAAUUUAGUGGAAUUGCUGAAGGAUGCGCAUAAAUUGAAAAAUAUCAAUCGAGAUUCAGUUUCGAAAAAAUCAAAACGCAAAGCCAAUGAUGAUACUUAUGAGAUUUCGGUAAGAAAUGAUAGUAGGAAGCGCCGUAAAGCUGAAAAAAGUGAAAGUAAUUGUAAUGUUGGUUCAUUAAUGGGACGAACUGCGCAAUCGAGUUGUUUUGAAAAACAAGGAUUUGUUAUUCCAAAAAGUUAUCAGCCUUUCGUUCGACUCAACAGAAUUGUUCUGCCUAAAAAUGACGCUGAUUCUUCAGCUAUCGAGUCGAGAAAUGAUAAAUUUGAGACAGCGGAGACUACUAAUGCUUACAAUUUAAGGCGAUCUGGUAAAAAUAAUAAUUGCAAGAAGUGCGGGAAGAAAUUUGAGUCACCAAAGCUUCUGAAAAUGCAUAUGAAGCAUCAUGCCGAUAGCAAGCCGUUCAAAUGCAGGAAAUGUAGUUACGCGUCUGAAUUUAAAGGGAAUUGGAGCCGGCACGUCAAGAUUCACAUCAAAGAAGAGAUGGUGACUAAAGCGCAAUCGAGAGAAUCAAAAAGUCGCGCGCGUUCUCAGACAAAUGAACAUGAGCAUAAAAAUGACAAAAGUUUUACUUGCAAUGACUGCGGCGAAUUAUUUAAUUGUAAAAAAUUAUUAACCGAACAUUACAACGCUUAUCAUAAUUCAGGAUUUAAAAAUAAUCAGUAUUCGUGUUCUAUGUGCUCACGAACAUUCAGGUACUACGGUCGAUUUUCCCGUCACUUGAGAAAUUUCCAUGGUACAGGUUCACUGGUGCAGAGUAAAAUUAAUUAGAUUAAUAUCUUCGAACGAUUAUAAUUUCUAUUAGGGAUGUGCGAAUAAUUUGAACUUUCGAUAAUUCCGAAGUUUUCUUUUGACCGAGUACAUAUUGCAAUAUUAUUUUCGAUAAUUCAAAUUUGUGUCAGAAGAAAAAUAGAGCUGACAGGAAUCUAUGAAAAAAUAAUUUUUUGAUACUUUGAAAAUUACGCUCUCUAUUAAAUAAAAAUUUAAUAUUUGAAAAACUGAUCAAAAUUUUGCCCCUCGCAGAUUUGAAUCACGGUGGAAACACCGUGGAAGUGUAAACACCGUGGAUCCACUGUGGUUACACGGUGGGUUUGUUCCAUUUCACCACCGGGUAUCCACCGUGAUUCCACAGUAGCUUUGUGCUAUCUCACCACCGUGGUUCCACGGUGUAUCCACCGCGUAAUCACAGUGGUAAAAUAGAACAAACCCACUGUAUUUCCACCGUGAUUCAAAUCUGUGAGGGUGUCGAUUUGAAUCGAGUAAUUUCAAAAGUUACAAAUAAUUCAAAAGCUUUCGGAUAAUUCAGAAAGUUUUGAAUUAUUGGAUUUGAACCCGAUUCGCACUUCCCUAGAUCAUAUAUAUAUUUAUUUUCUGUCAUAUUUUUUUAAAAUCGCGCCAUUUACUAGCCGACUAUUCUUUACAAUUAUGUACUUGUCAAAUUAUUUUUUUGUACUUUAGUUUCUUCGCUAAAAUUAAUUUAUAAAUUAAAAUAAAAAAUGUAUAUUUAAAAUUAAAUUCUUUAAUUUGACGACUAAUUUAUCACUUAAUUUUCAGUAAUUACUGAAACUAAAUAAAUAGCCCUGAUAAUUAAAUCAGACUUUGAUUGUUAUAAUUUAUAUAUACAAUUUUACAGUUGGAUUAGCGAGACUGCGUUUCGGAUAUUUUCGGUUUUUACCCCCAUCAUUUAAAUUUAAUACCAAUCGCUUGCCCUUUGAUGGUCGGAGUAAAAGACCGAAAAUAUCCGAAACUCACUCUCGCUAAUCCAAUUACAAUUUACUGUAAAAUAAAAAGUAGAGGUGGCGCUAAAUAAUUAACUGUCAUUGCGGUGUUGAUACUAAAAUAGUCGUAAUUAAAAAAUGUCGCAGUUAAAAUUAAAUUGUGGGUCAAUUAUUGACAGUAAUUAUCUCCAAUCUCCUAUCCAACCUCCGAUAUUGGUCACUGAUGAUCCCAAUCAUUUGGUAGCAAAUAACGAAUCCCAUAAAAUUUGUGGCAGUGAAUAUGUCUGCCAUGGGUGUAAUAAAUUAUUCAUAUCAGCAGAAAAGUAUAAUGAGCAUGUGCUGAUCAAUCAUAAAAAUAUAAAGUAUACCCAUGAAAAAAAAGAAAAUUAUUUAUACUGUAAUAUGUGUCUUUAUAAGACAAAAAGGGCUCAAGACUUAAAAAAUCACAGCAACAAGCACUUUAGUGAUAAAUUCUGUAUAUGUUACCUUUGCGGUAAGAUAUUUAAAUUCAAAUCUUCAUUAGAAAUCCACUGGAAUACUCAGCAUGGCCUCCCGAUUGAGUUGAUUGAUAAUCGUCAGUAUCCUGAGAAUCGUGUUGAUAAAAACCUGAGGUAUUUACUCUGCCAGGAAAAAUUUUUAAACACUAAAAGCUUAAAACCUGUUGAUACGGAGCAUAAAAAUGACACUAAAAAAUGCAGUGUGUGUCUUUAUGAGACAUUUAUUUCGGGUCAUUUGAACCAGCACAUGAGGGCACACAAGAAUAAUAAACUAUACAUCUGCUUUCAUUGUGGCGCAUCUUUUAAAAUCAAAGCAACAUUGAAAGAACACUUGAACUUUUAUCGUGAUCCAAAAUUGAAGUCGAUUAAUCAUCACGUGAAUCCGAGAUUUCGCAUAAAUACUCAAUUUACGUCGAAUAACAUUUCCGGAUGUUGAAAGUUUGAAUCACCACAAAGCGACACAUAAAAUAGGAAAU